This is a messenger RNA of Anarrhichthys ocellatus (wolf-eel), 2885 nucleotides long. RefSeq names its product FKBP prolyl isomerase 9 (gene fkbp9). The record is from RefSeq and is a predicted model, not a curated record. NCBI's taxonomy places the organism in Eukaryota, Metazoa, Chordata, Actinopteri, Perciformes, Anarhichadidae. The transcript is spliced from 10 exons. The coding region runs from base 117 to 1817 and encodes 566 amino acids. Gene Ontology annotation, molecular function: calcium ion binding; peptidyl-prolyl cis-trans isomerase activity. Gene Ontology annotation, cellular component: endoplasmic reticulum.
GGGGCAGGACUUCUAUCCAAGUCCAGAGUAGAGGAAACCACCGUGGAUCAGGGAGGCAGCACACAGGCCGUACUCACAGUUAUCUCCAUCGUCUGAGAGUUUUGUCGGCAGUGAAAAUGACCCAGUGCGUGCAGGGAAUGCUGUAUUUGUCGGUUCUGGUGGCGUUCGCCGCCUGCAACGCUCCUCCGGUACCGUUAGACGACAUCUUCAUUGAGAAAACUUUCGUGCCAGAGCAGUGUGUGCGCGCAGUAAAAGUAGGGGAUUAUGUCAGGUAUCACUACAAUGGCAUGUUUCCGGACGGCAAGAAGUUCGACUCAAGUUACGACCGUGGCAGCACCUACAAUGUGUUUGUUGGCCAGAAGAAGCUGAUCGCAGGGAUGGACAAAGCUCUGGUGGGGAUGUGUGUCAACGAGAGAAGCCUGGUCAAGAUCCCACCUCACAUGGCAUAUGGCAAACAGGGAUACGGUGACACCAUCCCUGCAGAUUCUAUCCUCCAUUUUGACGUCCUGCUGCUCGACGUGUGGAACCCGGAGGACGGCGUCCAGAUCAAAACGUACCACACGCCCUCCAACUGCUCCAGAAAGGUGGAGGUGUCCGACUACAUUCGCUACCACUACAACGGCACCCUGCUGGAUGGCACACUCUUUGAUUCCAGCCACACCCGUAUGCGUACCUAUGACACGUACGUUGGGAUUGGGUGGCUGAUUGCCGGUAUGGAUCAGGGCCUUCUGGGAAUGUGUGUUGGAGAGAGACGCAUCAUCACUAUGCCGCCGUCACUUGGAUACGGAGAGAAUGGAGACGGAAGCGACAUCCCAGGACAAGCGUCUCUGGUGUUUGAUGUCAUUCUCCUGGACCUCCACAACCCCAGAGAUGGGGUCACAGUGACCAAUCAGAUGAUACCUGAGUCCUGCACAAGGAAGUCCGUUUCUGGAGACUUUGUACGCUACCACUACAAUGGCAGCCUCCUUGAUGGAACAUUUUUUGACUCCAGCUACUCUCGUAAUCGUACCUAUGACACCUAUGUGGGUAAAGGCUACGUGAUCGCCGGCAUGGAUGAGGGUCUGAUUGGAGUCUGUGUCGGAGAGAGACGCACCGUCACCAUCCCACCACAUCUCGGCUACGGAGAAGAGGGCACAGGCUCUAAGAUCCCUGGUUCAGCUGUACUGGUGUUUGACGUUCACAUCAUCGACUUCCACAACCCGACAGACAACGCCGAGGUCACCGUCACUCACAAGCCAGGAGAGUGUGAGAAGCAGACCAAGAAGGGAGACUUUGUCAAAUACCACUACAACGCGUCUCUGAUGGACGGCUCGUCCAUUGACUCCACAUAUAAUUAUGGAAAGACAUACAACAUCGUCCUGGGAGCCAACCAGGUAGUCCCAGGGAUGGAGGACGGACUGAUGGACAUGUGUGUGGGAGAGAAAAGGCACCUUGUCAUUCCUCCUCACCUGGGCUAUGGGGAGAGAGGAGUCACUAACGAAGUUCCAGGGAGCGCUGUGCUGGUGUUUGACAUCGAGCUGGUAGAGAUGGAGGAAGGACUUCCUGAAGGCUACAUGUUCAUCUGGAACGACGAUGUGUCAACCGACCUCUUUACCGAGAUGGACAAAGACAAGAACAAGCAGGUGGAGCCCUCUGAGUUUACUGACUACAUCAUGCAGCAGGUGAACGAGGGUAAAGGUCGCCUGGCUCCUGGCUUCGAUCCUUAUCGCAUCAUUGACAACAUGUUCUCCAACCAGGACCGCGAUGGAGACGGAAAGAUCACCGAGGCAGAGUUCAGACUUAAAGCAGAUGAAGCCGUCGACCAUGACGAGCUAUGACGGGACUGAGUGCUAAGCUCAGAUCAGGGUGAAGGCGGAAGGGUCAGACAGCGGGGUUGUAAUGCAUAUGUGGGUGGUAGAGUAGGAAGAGACAGGGUUGUAAGUGUAAAGUACGCCAGUGUGAAGCGAGAAAUGUGCUGACAGAUUUUUUACUUUGAAGAUUUCGAUGAUGUUCGAAGGGCUUCUUCGCCUUUAAGAGCCAAAUGAGAAGAUGGAGUGAAAAUUUAGGAGUGAGAUUAUUUUGAGUGCUAAAUAUUGGAAAGUCUCGUCUGAGGUCUGUGAUGACUUUUUUUUUACCUCCACUCCCAUCAAGUUCGUGUCUUGUUUUAUGUGACAUUUUUUAUUUUAUUUUUACUUGGAAGGGUACAAAAGCACUCAUGUGUGAAAGAACAAACCAAGGCCUCACUCCACGAUUUCUACAUUCGACACUCCUUUGUGACUUUUAUUGUUGUUAACAUUUUGUAAAAACUUUGUUUUCUUUUCACUGGGUAUCAGCUGGUCUCUGAAACAUCGGACAGUCUUCCAGGAGCAAUAAGUCGGUUAUCACUCACUGUUAUAUACGGUGAUGAUGGGGGGCAAGUUACGUUUGUUUCUGAAAGUUACAACUCAUUGAUUGAUUAAAAAAUAAGUGAAAAUGUUAACAUUUUAUUUACACGGUUUACAGCUGACACCUUUUACUCUUUUACCUUUAAAUGUCAGGAUGCCUUCUGUGUUUCUGCUGUUAAAAUCAUCCAAAAUAACACUGAAAGGUCCCAAAUCCUAAAAUGUUGGGGCUUUGCAGUCUUUCAAUCACUUUCCGUCAACUAGUUGUUCCAUUGCUUUUUUUUUUUCAUCCAAAUUGUCAACAUCUGGGUGCAGUUUAUGACUAAGACUUUGUGUGUGUGUGUGUUUGUGUGUAUGUGUGCGUGUGUGAGAGAGAGAGAGAGUGUGUGUGAGAAAGAAAUAGAGAGAUAUGUGUGUGUAAUUGUUGCUUUUGUUUUACUUUUUCAUUCAGGAGAAUACCGAGGCUUGAUGAUGAAAAUGUCAACACAAAAUUUCAUUUGAUUAAAUGAUCUGACCUCAAUAUAA